Messenger RNA from Paramecium tetraurelia, 555 nucleotides. RefSeq lists its product as uncharacterized. Lineage: Eukaryota; Ciliophora; Oligohymenophorea; Peniculida; Parameciidae. The record is from RefSeq and is a predicted model, not a curated record. Gene Ontology annotation, cellular component: nucleus. Gene Ontology annotation, biological process: regulation of DNA-templated transcription. Gene Ontology annotation, molecular function: RNA binding; transcription coregulator activity. The transcript is spliced from 2 exons.
AUGGCUUAGUAGAAAGGAAAGAAUAAGAUUAAUCAUAGAUAAAGGUAGGGGGAUUGGAUUUGUAGUAAUUGCAGCAAUAUGAAUUUUGCAUUUAGAGACUCUUGCAAUCGAUGUCAUACUAUAAAAAUUAUGAAAAAUAAUGAGAGUAAAGGAUUCAAAUCUGCACUUUUUUUGACAGAGAGUAAUGGGGAUAUACCACCAAUAUCAGAUCGGUCAAAUAAAUCAUCAGGUGAGAAAACUGAUAUUGGAACCAAUAAGUUUUCAUUUGAUAAAUUACCUUCUAUGGAACCAAUUUUAAAACAGAUAACUAAAGAAACAUGUAAAAUCAAUUAAAAUAUGAAGAACCAAAAUAUGAUUUCUUUGAGUUUGAAUGGCAAUGCUAAUAAUGUCAAAAGAUUAAUUAAUACUAUAAAAUUCAUUGUGUCGAAUGCGGUGCUUAAAGGUAUAGAAAAUCUACGAUUUGAUCUAUUACAAUAAAAUGUUGAUUUUGUUAUAUUAUUUAAGUUGUUUUGUAUAGAAGGAAGAAGUCAUUUGGGGUUUAAUGAGAUCAUAUGA